This is a messenger RNA of Aureobasidium vineae, 576 nucleotides long. Lineage: Eukaryota; Fungi; Ascomycota; Dothideomycetes; Dothideales; Saccotheciaceae. The record is from the annotation of a GenBank genome assembly.
AUGACUUCAACAAGCCCAGAAAAGUCUCAGCUCAUUCAAGCAUACAUGAUCCUGCACUCUCAGCAGACCAAUGUUCGUCGACGUCUAUCAGUCGACUCGGACUGCUCAAGUUCGUCAGGCAGCCCCAGCUCGAGCACUUCGUCCUCAGCAAACACAUCUCCCAUGUCUUCGUUCAGCGCACCUUCGCCCGAAUUCUCAUUCUCAUUCUCAUCAAAGUCUUCUCCUUCGGCUGGCUUAAGAAGACAUUCACGAUCAUCUUCAAUGGGCUCUCGUCGAGGUUCCCUGUCACCACCUACCUCGCCCAACAGGACAAGCAUCACAUCUAUUCCAGAGGAGCCUUCAGCACCAGCACCGUUAAGCGUUGACGAGGCAAAGCUUGCCGACAUUUCAUCUCGAAUCAAGACUACCCUUACCGACCUCUUGAAUUGCGACGCUGUCAAGACCGAUCCCAGGAUGAGAUCAUGGGUUGCGACACGAUUGAUGGAUGUCGAGCAUGAGCUCAAAGAGCAGAAGCGACGACGACACAGCUCGUGCGCCGGAGAUGCAGACAUGAUUGCAUCACACCUUUGUGUGUAG